Molecule: messenger RNA, 4269 nt
Organism: Linum trigynum
Lineage: Eukaryota; Viridiplantae; Streptophyta; Magnoliopsida; Malpighiales; Linaceae
Source: the annotation of a GenBank genome assembly
AUCACUUGUGCAAAUUCAAACAAAUAUGAUCAAGUAUUGCUGAAAACUUGUACCAAAUUGCAAUUCGGUUAAUUGGUUGUACACUCCAUUAUAUUUUUAUUCUUUAUUUAGAACAAAAUCGGGUGUCAAUGUGUCAUAUCAUUUAUCAAAAUAAGGGGAUGUGGCUCCUUAUCAAAAAAAAAAAUAAUAAUAAUAAUAAGGGGAUAUGGCUCGACUGUCGAGACAAGAGGAUUUUUGUCUUUUAAUGAAAAAAAAAAAUGGAACAAAAAGCAUCUAAUUUCUUCCUCUCCUUCCUACCAAAAGGAAGAAAGAACAAUCCAUCUAUCCAUUUCUUUAACCAUUUUAAUGUAUUUCUUCUUUUCUUUCCAGAAUCGUAUUUCAAUUUUCAAAUUCCAACACGGUGACCGUCAAUAAACGGCGUUAACGGCGACACGGGACUCGGGAGGCGGCACAUUUUGCAAGCACUACUAUAAAAUCCAAAUAACAGAAACAAACACCCGACUCCAGCCUAAAGAAAGCCAUUACAUUAGAGACCAGGCCGGUGAAGAAACGAAAGAGCUCCCUCCUCGAUUAAGGCAGACGAGACCCAGAACUGUGAGUAAGUCACAUAAUCCGCCAUUUUCUCAACUCUCCAUUCCUUCGCGUAAUGUACCUUCAAUUUGGAUCCUUCCUAUCCACAUCUUCUGAUUGUCUUCUCACGGCACCAUGAUCUUACUGCCGGUUGAUUUCUUUGUUUUGGCUUGGUUGCUUUGGAAUGUGGAUUUGACGGGGAAUGGUGUUAGUGAAAAUGUGGGUUGAGAAACAGUCGAGAAUCGGGGAGUCUGUUUGAAGUUGGUGUAAUUGUGUUUUGCCCCCUUCUUUUACUCCUUCGACGUAAUGCUUCUUGGCUUUCAUUUUAAUGGCGAUCGAGCCUUUCGACUCUUUUAUACCUUUUUUUUUUUUUUUUGUGGUUUGAGAGUUGGAACUGAAACAGCCUACAGUAUGCUAUUAGGUGAAGCUAUGGACAGAAAUUGCAUGUCUAUGCUGAAACUUAACUGUGGCGUGACUUCUGUGUUUUUGUUCUUCAAGGAGAGAGAGAACUUCAACCUAGGAAUAACUAGCAUGGGAUUUUGCUGCAGGAACAUGUUAGCUAUAUUCAAAUCAAUAAUAAUGCUGAUUUUCUGUUUCUGCUGGUUGUAGGCAAUGGGGGUAGAAGUUAUGGAUAUCUGCAUCGACAAGGAGCAUGAUUUUGCAAUAGCUUAUCAGAAUGGGACUUCCCAUGACCCAGAUCAACCUGUUGUGCUAAAUCAUGAUCAUGUCCAUGAAUCCUAUGAGCCGAUCAGCGUUGAUGCUGAACAACAGAGUGCAGAAGGGAGCAUUGAGUCGAAGGAGUACGAAGUGAAAGAAUGCACAACUGAAAUUGUGGUUGAGACUAUUGAGUUUUCCCUUGCUGAACAAUGUAAGGAGGACCAGUCUGCUGUAAAUUCAUCAUCUGAGGACGGUUUAGAUGAGAAAGUUAAAUCAGGAACCAAGGCGUCGAAGGAUGAGAACAAGUCGCAUAGGUCACCCAAGAAACAUGCAGCAAAGCAUGGAGUUGCUCGAACAAAACACACUGUUCCACAACCAUUUGCCCUAGCAACUGAAAAGCGUGCAUCAUCCGGAACUCAUCCUUCUGCAAAGGCUGGUCCAAAUAAAAAAACUAAAGGAAACAAUGUGCUACGUCCAAAUACGGCGAAACAGAAUCAGCCUCUUCCAGUGACUAGAAGGCCAUUACAACCGAAGAACAAGAAGCAUCCCGGAGAAGAAGAUUCAUGUUCUGUCACUAGCUCUACUGGAGCUUCUGUGCAGACAAUGAAGACACAUUCAAUUAUUGCUUCCGCUCCAAAAUUCAGAUCUAGCCAACGUGCUGAGAAACGAAAGGAGUUUUACUCAAAAUUAGAGGAGAAACAGCAAGCUCUGGAGGCUGAGAAGACCCAAAACGAAGCAAGGACAAAGGAAGAGAUGGAGGCAGCUAUUAAGCAAUUAAGAAAGAGUUUAACAUUCAAGGCGAACCCAAUGCCAAGUUUCUAUCAUGAAGGUCCACCCCAAAAGACUGAGCUGAAAAAGGUACCAACAACUCGUGCAAAAUCACCUAAGUUGGGUAGAAAAAAGAGCACUAGUGAUGCAACUGCUCCAUCGCAUACAAACAAGAGCGAAGCAGCAUUGAAUCAGGGAGUUCCUCAGGAAAAGGCAAUUGAAGCUGUUCCAUUCCUUAAUCCAAAUGGACACAGCCAUACAGAAAUUGGCAUAGAAUGUUAAUCAUAGGGUGAAUUUCCUUAAUUUAUGAGGCGACUGGGGCUCAUGUUCUCAUUAUGUUCCAAACAAUUUGCUUGUUCAUAUGUUUGUUUCCUGUUUUUUUUUUUUUUUUACUUUUCUCUUUCCCCGGUUCAAGAUCAGUGUAAUGGCCUUGUUGUUGUCUAAUAGUUUUCUGUAAUUUAUGGAAGUGUAAAUCUAUGUUAAGUUAAUGACUAUCUAUACAAAGAGAAUCAUCAAUCUUUGGUUUUUCCAAUAAACUUCUUGUACUGUUUUUGUUCCCAGCUCUCAUGCACCAUGAAUUUGUACAAAAUAAAAAAGCAGAGAAAUUGGGUUGGUAAACAGUAUGUUCAUUGUAUUGUUUCUGAAGCAAUGAUGAAUGAGGUGGUAAAGAAGAAGAGGGGGAGGACAGGAGGGGCCUGAUCUUUUGUUCAUAUGCUUUUCUCCGGCUGGGAAAACUGGAUGGGUUUGCUUAAAUUCCCCUGUUUUGCUCAAUAAUGGCAAUUGUCAUCAUAGUUAAAGAACAAAGCUCUUGCAAAUUACAAUGCCAAAAGAGAUUGAAGAUUUUAAGUGCUUUUUGGUUUGUUUGGGUUUUACAGUUGCGAAAAUGGGCUAGGUUAUUACAAACAUGGUUUGUUUGGGUUCUACCAAAUUUUCUUGUUUAACUUGAUCAAAAGGACUAGCACUUGAAAACAUUGAAACCUUGGUACAACUUUUCAACUUUGAACAAGCCUCAUUGGUGCUAGAUUUUAAUACCCAUUACACCAUACGAGAGACGUGCUUCAAGUUUGGUUACUCACGAGUUCUUGCUUCAUAGUUACUGAUCUUCUUAAAGCUUUGUUGUGCAUGUCGAGACAUGAUGAACCAGGCUUUGAUUCGUUGAGUUAGUAGCCCUACUUUAGAAUUGCUUUCGCAGAUGCCAACAGUAAUUCCAAUUUCACUCCAUUCUUCAAAUUAGACCACCCACUAUGGGAGGUGGGAAGAAGCAAAAAAGGGUCUUUUGCAAAUGGGGGCUCACAAUGGGGGUUGAAAAAGGCGGAAAGAAGGAUUUUUUGGGUGAGUUUUAACAGGAGUUAAUUGCACCUAGAUGUAAAUAUUAACGGAAGGGUAGAUAUGAUAUUAUGGUUAAUGUAGGAGUGCAAGUUUGACGUAAAAUAUAGUCAAAGGGCAUAUUUGAGAAAACACCAUAGUACAGGGGCAAUUUAUACUAUUCACGUAGUAUUAAACAUACGGUUAGUAUAGUGAUUAAGUAAAAUAUCCGUACGUAUUUUAUCUGUAACUUACCCGUACCGUCUUUACUAACUAUGUUCGUAAUUAGGAGGCUAACGGCUGAACUCAGUUACUUGCUCAUUACGGACACACGCUAUUUAAUUUGAAAGAACUAAACCGCGCGACACCUGUCACCAUAUGCAGUAAUUAGUUAAUAUUUAUUUUUUUACAAUUCAUUCUAGUUUUCUGUUGUUUAUAUGUUUUUUUUCCUUCAUAUCUUUGAAAAAAAUUGUACUUCUUAUUGUCGGAUAUGAAUUCGGAUUGGAAGGAAAUAUAUGUCAUUUAGAAUUGGUAGGAAUCGAAGAUGUAAAGAGAGCAUAAUGUGGUCGACGCUUAUUAUAUAAGCUAAAAAAUAUAAAUAAUAUAUUUUUGGAAGAAGGUAUAUAAGAAAACAAGAGAAUAAUGAAUAAGUUAUGUAUAUAAAUAUCAAAUAUUAAACAUGGAAGAAAAUACUAUUUAUUGUAUAAAUUAUUAUAAUUUAGUUAAUAGGCUUGUUUAAAUAAUAAGUGGGGGAUGUUAAGUGUUAAAUACUAAUGCAAAUACAAUACUUAAGAAAAUCCAAACAUUAUUAAACCAUAAAUUCUACCAAUACAAUCUUUGACUUUUCAUAUGGACUUAAUAGCACAAAUUGCCACUCUAUUUAAUUCAUUAAAUACAUAUAUUAAACAUUUUAUACGAUUUUUAUGCGUGUUUAGUACAAGAACUAUCAAAUGAAUGGUGAAAAAUGAA